GCGGACUUGAAAUACAAUUAAGCAUAGCUGUAGAUUUUACAGCAUCAAAUUUUGAUCGUGGAAUAGAUCUUCAUGGAUUAAAAUCCAAAAAUUCUGAAUAUGAACGUGCGAUGCAUUUAGUAGGUACCAUUUUAGAAAAAUAUGAUUCAGAUGGUCAUAUUCCAGUAUACGGGUUUGGUGGAAAAUUUUAUGGAAAUUCUACAGUAUCUCAUAAUUCUCUUUUAACAAGUGGUGGACCUUCUCAUGAUACAGGAAUUUCUAGAGCUAUUGACAUUUAUAAACAUAGUUUGCAAAAUGUUAAUUUAUCAGGCCCUACAAAUUUCUCCCCAAUAGUACAAACAAUUUCUAAUAAUUUAAAGGAAAUAGUGCCGACGCAGAAUAAUGUAUAUGCCAUCCUUCUUAUUAUUACCGAUGGUAUAAUUUCAGAUCUAAAUAAUACAAUAGAAGCUAUUAUGAAUGCUACUAUUUAUCCUCUUUCAAUCGUAAUUGUAGGUGUAGGAAAUGCGAAUUUUAGUGCUAUGAAAUUAUUGGCUGAUGAACUAUUAAAUCGUAAAUGGGAUGUUAACUUGCAACCUCGAGAUAUUGUUCAUUUUGUCAGGAUGAAUGACUUUAUACGGGAUAAGAUUAAUAUAGAUCUGCCUAAGGCUGUAUUAAAAGAAAUUCCAGAUCAAAUUAUGGAAUACAUGAAGAUUCAUAAUAUUGAACCUAAAAGAUUGAAAAAACCAGAC
This is a messenger RNA of Dentiscutata erythropus, 728 nucleotides long. The record is from the annotation of a GenBank genome assembly. Lineage: Eukaryota; Fungi; Glomeromycota; Glomeromycetes; Diversisporales; Gigasporaceae.